Messenger RNA from Trypanosoma cruzi, 1278 nucleotides. Its product is annotated as mucin-associated surface protein (MASP), putative. NCBI's taxonomy places the organism in Eukaryota, Euglenozoa, Kinetoplastea, Trypanosomatida, Trypanosomatidae. The transcript has a single exon. The coding region runs from base 1 to 1278 and encodes 425 amino acids. The record is from RefSeq and is a predicted model, not a curated record.
AUGGCGAUGAUGAUGACUGGCCGUGUGCUGCUGGUGUGUGCCCUCUGCGUGCUGUGGUGCGGUGCUGCGGUGGCGGUGCCGGCAGCCGAUGUAUCUGUCGGUGGCGAUGGCAGUGCGGGUGAGUAUUUGCUGUUGCAGUGGCGUACGCGGCUGCGGACGGAAUGCGCGGAGAAGGUUGGGAGGAGGACAGGAGGCCGUGCGAAUGCGUCCGCCGUCGAGGAAUGCGUGCGUCGGGUGAUGGAGAGUUUGCAUGCUGUUGUGGAUGGCCGCAGCCGUUGGAAGCGUCAACUUUCCGCCGUUGCUGCUGCCGCUGCUGCUGCUCCUGUUUCUCCUCCUGCUGCUCCUGCUGAAGGUGGUGGAAAAGAGAAUCCCAACACGGGCAAAGGUGACAAGAAAAAGAUUAACGUGCUUCUGCCACUCGAAAAAAAAAAUGAAACACUGGCGACUUCAGGAAAAGCAUCUACGGAUAAACCAACAGCAGUGGCAAGUGAACAGACGUCACUGAAUCCUGCACCUGCUAUUGUGCCGCCUACAAGAGAAACUUCGGAUCAAGGAAAACACAAUGGUGAAAAGAGGAAGGAAGAAGAAGAAGAAGAAGAGGAAAAAGAUGGGGAAAGUGAAAAUGAAGAAGAGGAUGCAGAAGACACAGAGGAGGAGGAAGAAGAAAAGGAGGAGGUAGAUGGAGAAGGAGACAAAGAAGAGAAAGAAGGAGAUGAGGGUGGGGAGAAAGAUGACACGGAUGGGGUGGAAGAAGAAGAAAAAGAAGACACGGAAGAAGAGGAUGAAGACGAGGCAGAAGAGGUAGAAGAAGAGGAGGAAGGUGGGGAGAAAGAUGACAGCGAAGAGGAAGAAGAAAAUCACAAGGAAGAAGAUGAACAAGAGGAUGCAGAAGAGGGAGAGAAGGCAGAGGAAAGGGAAGAGGAUGAGAAAAAGAACAAGAAAAAUAAUGAAGACCGGGAAGAAGAGGAUGAAGAGGAGAAGGAGGAAAGGGAAGAGGAUAAAGAAGAAGAAAGUGAGAAAAACACCAAGAAAGAAGAAGAUGAAGAGGAUGAAGAAAAGGUUGAUGACGACGCCUUGGAGGGGAUGCCGGCUGGCGGUCAAGAGAAAAGAAAUUCAACUUCAGGUCCGGAAGGAGCACCGAAUAAGACGAAAACCGAAGGCACUCAAACGCCUGGCGACAGUGACGGCAGCCCCGCGGCCUUCCACACCACCUCCCCUCUUUUGCUUCUUGUUGUUGCGUGUGCGGCUGCGGCUGCUGCUGCGGUGGUGGCUGCGUGA